AUGCAGCUGGAUCCGACUUUACGCUUGGACAUGGCGUGGUACAAGAAGCACCAGGUGCAUCCCAUAAUUGCCCGGAUUUUGGGAGUCGUGGAGGGCACAAGCCCUGGCAGAAUCGCCGAAUGUCUAGGUAUGGAUGCUGCCACCUUUGCCCAGGUAGUGCAGCACGAGGAGGGUGAGGGCUUGGAUUUCCUCUCACAGUACAUGGACGCGGAUCCAAACGCACUCUUCGAUCGUUCGCUUCGCUACAAAAGCUUUAGUUCCAUCCUCGACGGAGUGAAGUGCAAGAAGUGCGGUGGCACAACACCUUGGCAGCGGCUACUUACUCCAUCUACAAGUGAAGAGCCGAAGCAGGCUCCUCCCUUUACUUGCAAACAUUGCCAGGCUCAGAUUCAGCCUGGCGUGGCUCGCAAUCAGUGGCAUAGGCAGCUCAGGCAGUUGGUGAAGCAGCACUGUGAAGGAUGGGUGCAACCCGCUGACCAAGUUGCCGGAACAGAGAAGACGCGCCGAGCAAACAAAGGCGAUAACUUGGUCAGUGAGCAAACAGUCAAGAAAGAGCUGCAGUUUGCAGCCCAUCUUUGUGAAUCGGCUAGUCUCCAGACAGCAGCGGAGGAUGCAGCUCUCCAAACUGCGCUUGCAAGGAUGAAGAAGGAUGCGGACGCGUGGAUGAAAAUUGGCUGUCAGCACUUCAUUGACUGUGGACAAAUGUUUGGCGCAAUCUUCGGAACACCGCUGCUUGGCACACUCCAACAGUAG
Messenger RNA from Symbiodinium necroappetens, 753 nucleotides. The record is from the annotation of a GenBank genome assembly. NCBI's taxonomy places the organism in Eukaryota, Dinophyceae, Suessiales, Symbiodiniaceae.